UUUGAGUUCACCUUCCGGACACGUGAUUAUCGGAGGAAAAGGUUAUUUCACGAUUUCUCGCCAAGUAUAAUUUCUAAAUUAGCCAUGGGUUUUUCCUCCAGGUUUGAAUGAGGAUGUUUCUGCUUCUUUGACUUUAGUCAGGACUCGCAUCCCAUGGUGCAAAGUGAAACCGGAGUCCUAGCCGGCUGACCGGAGCUGUCAACAGAAAGCAUUCACCAUCAUCAGCCAAACAUUCAGAAGGGCUUCCGAUGUCUCUACUAGAAGAUAUACUUGAUCUGUUGCGAAAUGGCCUUGAGUAUUUCGGAGUCCCUCCUGAUAUGCUGGUUCCAGUGUGGGAGAGCCAGUUGUGUGGUCAGUACCGGAGCCUGGUGCGGAUGAUCGGGACCAACCUCCCAUUGACCCCUUCUCCACGUAUCCACUUCCAGAUUCCUCUACACACCUCCCGACAGCACGGAUACCUAGAUAUCACCAUGGAUACCCACCACGCUAUCCCCUCCUUUGCUGAUGUGCUGUGGGUGGCGGAGGAUGAGGGAGACUGCUUUGCCAAGAUCAGGCACUGUGAGCGUCCGUCCCGGCAGGGUGCUGUGAGUCGGGGCGAUGAGGUGGCGCUGGCCCCUCCACUUCCAGGGGACCCAGGGUUGGCAUCGGUCCGAGCCCAGCCAGGAGCCAUGAUGCUGGGGCACAGAUCAGACCCAGUGGCCCUCCGGAAGAUCACAGCCCUGGAGGAUGAGCUGCUCAAACUGCGAGCUCAGAUUGCCAUGAUUGUCACCGCGCCACCCUCCGGUCCAGCCCAUUCCCAGAACCUUCCGGGUACCCCUGGAAUGUCCCCCACCCUCACCUCCACCCCUCGCUGCCCUCCUCCUCCUCCUCCCUGCCCUCCCCCUCCUCCUCCUCCUCCUCCUCCCAGCUCCUCUGUAGGGCUGUCUGCGGUGGGGGAUCUAAUCCAGCAGUGCAGGGAGGCCGGUAAGGGUCAUGCCCAGGGGAAGGGCCAUGCGGCUGGGCAGGUUGGACUACUACAGCCCCAGGAUGAGGCGGCAGGACAGGGCCCGGUCCCCUCCAUGCUGGAUGUACUGAAUGAUCUGAACCAGGUCAAACUACGCUCCGUGCAGAGGUCGCCUGGGGGAACGCCGGUGCGGAGGAGGCGGAGCAAGGGGACGGUGUUGCUAAGCGACCCGGCCUCAAUGAUUGCAGAGGCACUGAGGAGGAAGUUCGCCCACCGUCGCCUCGAUGACUCGUACGACAAAGAGAACCGCUCGGCAGAGCUCUCGCCGUUCGGCAGCCCCGAUACGUCGCCCUGUAUCCCCCAGCAUUCCAGACGCAGCCAGGGACGACUCCACCUGUGACCUCUGACCCAGCCUUCCAGACGCAGCCAGGGACGACUCCACCUGUGACCUCUGACCCAGCCUUCCAGACGCAGCCAGGGACGACUCCACCUGUGACCUCUGACCCAGCAUUCCAGACGCAGCCAGGGACGACUCCACCUGUGACCUCUAACCUCCCAAAGUCAACUGAACCAGCAGCCGAUCACGUCGCCACCUGACACGCCGAUGCCUCCCUCCGACUGCUAUGGCAACUGCUGACCGAGGGUGCAUCCCAAUAAUACCUCCUUUCUCAUGAAGUGUACACUUGUUCACUACUUCAGAUCGGUGAAGGGAAGUGAACAAGUGUACACUUUGGGAGGAAGGAGAGAUAAUUGGGACGUAGCCUUCUCUUGUCUUCAACAUGUUCUGUCAUGACGCGUCCAUCAGAUAUAUAUGUUUAUAUAAGGGGGGUGUUGAUAUUGAGUGUCAUUUCACUUGUUGUAAGGUUUAUUGUUUUUAUACAGUUGAAUGAUUCCAUGUUUCUGUUGGCUAGGAUUGCUGGGCCGUAUUCAUUAGUGAACACUGGAGCAAAACGUUUAGCCAACCUUUUACAACCUCCGCAUGUACCGACCUCCCUUGUAAAAUUUGAAGUAAUGAUCUAUUCUUAUAAUAUGGACAAAUUUUAGCUCUUUUUUUAUACAAAUACUUGGUCUUUGUUUUAUUCGUUCUUAUCUACUGCUCUCCUGACCAAAUCAUAUUUUCAACAGGCAUUUGUUUUCUCCAAACUAUUUGGGCUGUGUUUUUCUGUGAAGUGAAGGACAAGACACACCAACAUGAACGUUGGCGGUGCGUAGGCGGGGGGGCGUUG
This is a messenger RNA of Coregonus clupeaformis (lake whitefish), 2169 nucleotides long. It is a transcript of the gene mtfr2, whose product is annotated as mitochondrial fission regulator 2. Gene Ontology annotation, cellular component: mitochondrion. The coding region runs from base 249 to 1343 and encodes 364 amino acids. The record is from RefSeq and is a predicted model, not a curated record. The transcript is spliced from 8 exons. Lineage: Eukaryota; Metazoa; Chordata; Actinopteri; Salmoniformes; Salmonidae. Gene Ontology annotation, biological process: aerobic respiration; mitochondrial fission.